Sarcophilus harrisii (Tasmanian devil) is the source of this 1837-nucleotide messenger RNA. It is a transcript of the gene PUSL1, whose product is annotated as pseudouridine synthase like 1. Gene Ontology annotation, biological process: tRNA pseudouridine synthesis. The record is from RefSeq and is a predicted model, not a curated record. Bases 54 to 986 code for a protein of 310 amino acids. Gene Ontology annotation, molecular function: pseudouridine synthase activity; RNA binding. The transcript is spliced from 8 exons. Lineage: Eukaryota; Metazoa; Chordata; Mammalia; Dasyuromorphia; Dasyuridae.
CGGGCCGGGGGCGGGCACGCGCGGCGGGCCGGCCCGCCCCCUCCCACGCGGCCAUGGACUCGCCCCGCGCGCGCUACCUCGUGUUCUUCCAGUACGUGGGCACGGGCUUUAGUGGGGUCAUGGCUAUCAAACGGCCGAAACAGGGGGUCGGAGUCCAGAAUCUCCUCGAGAAAGCCGCAGAGCGGCUAAAGUCCCUCACACCCGUCAAGUUCACCAUCUCCAGCCGAACGGACACUGGCGUCCACGCCCUGGGGAACUCUGCCCAUCUAGAUGUUCAGCGCCUAAGUGGCCGACCCCCUUUCUCACCUGAUAUCCUCACGUUUGCCCUCAAUAGCCACCUGGAGCACCCUGACAUCAGGGUGAUCCGAGCUUUUCGGGCCCCCGAUGACUUCCAUGCUCGCUUUGACGCCACAUCGAGGACCUACCUGUACCGGGUGGUAACCGGCCGCUCCUUGGACGCGCUCUCCGUGUUUGACCGGAACCUGUGCUGGGCAGUGAGGACUGAUCACCUGGACGUGGCGGCCAUGCAGGAGGCCGCCCGCCAUCUCCAAGGCACCCACGACUUCCGGGCCUUUAGGUCAGUGAGUGACAAUGACUGGAAGAACCCUGUCAGGACCCUGCUCCGGGCCUCGGUGGCUCCUGCAUCCGCCAGCCCUUUUACCCAUCCCCAGGAGAAGAGGAAGCUGCAGUUCUGGGACCUAGAGUUUGAGAGCAAGUCCUUCCUCUACAAGCAGGUGCGGAGGAUGACGGCCUGCCUGGUGGCCGUGGGGCUGGGGGCCCUGACCCCGGCCCAGGUGAAGGAGAAGCUGGAGAGUGGGGACCCCCAGAGCGGCCCUUCCUUGCUGGUGGCCCCUGCCCAGGGCCUGUUCCUGAAGUCAGUGCACUACGAAGGCCUCGACUGGGGCCCUGGCAAGGACUGGUACAAUCGCCCGUCUGUCCCAGGAGGCUGCGGCCCAGGAGCCGUGCCCGAGGCGCCCAGGCUCUGAUGGGACCAGGGAGGCCCCGGGAUUCGGUUGGGGCAAACAAAGGGCAAGCGCUGGGACCGGUGGCGGGCGGCUGAAGUGUUCCUGCCUGGUGCCCCGGGCCCGUGGGAGUUAUGUCCGGGUGGCUCCAGGGGCAAGGGCAGUUUCCUGUGGGUUUGGGGGUGAGGGGCGGAGGGAGGCGUCACAGGCACUUUUCUGAGGCUGAAGUUUCCUGUGGCUCCGAGGCCGGCAGCGGGUGCUCAGUGCGGGCUCCUGAGAGUAGGGGUCUGGGGGCAGGGGGGCGUCACAGGUCUCCCCGCUCAGAAGCAGGCGGCCCCGCUUCUCUUGGGCCUCUGCCGGCCACUCAGACCCAAGGGACUCUGGGAUGAGGGGCCCCUCGGUGAGGAGGAGCACGCUGGCAGGGGAGACAGGAGGCCAGGGCCUGACAAGCGCUGAGCGAGUGCUCCUCCCGCCAACCCCAGACUGGCCCGGCCAUGCUGCCGCUGGCCCUGAAUGACACAGGAAGCCCCUCGGCCACCGGGUUUGGGGGCCACCAGCAGCACAGUCUUUGCCCUGGGCCUGGCUGGGAACGUGGUGACCGGGAGCUGCCUCCUCUGGCAGCCGAGGUGCUCGGGGCCGGUCUGUGGCCUGGCCCUGGGCUCACCUCCACUCCCGCAGGCCCAGACCAGCUUCACCAUCUACGACAGCAAGCUGACAGGGCCCCUCUGCCCCCUGCUGGGGUGAGACCCCCCCCCCCCCAGGCUACAGCAGGCCUGCGGGGGAGAUGGCACCGUGGCCCCUGCCCCCACACUGAGCCACACAUGGGGGCACGUCCCUCCCCAAGGAGCCGGCCUGCUCUGCUGUGGCUGACUGGG